Meriones unguiculatus (Mongolian gerbil) is the source of this 1461-nucleotide messenger RNA. It is a transcript of the gene Ripply2, whose product is annotated as ripply transcriptional repressor 2. Gene Ontology annotation, cellular component: nucleus. Gene Ontology annotation, biological process: negative regulation of transcription by RNA polymerase II; embryonic pattern specification. The record is from RefSeq and is a predicted model, not a curated record. Lineage: Eukaryota; Metazoa; Chordata; Mammalia; Rodentia; Muridae.
GGCUAUUAACACUCGGUCCAGCAGCCGGUACGGUACCCGGGCCAUUUGGGAUGUGCACGCGUUCACACCCGCGCGCGGCCCGGGGCGCCUUCACGCGCUGCCGUUUUGUUUAUGCGGAACGAGGGCGGCCCGGGGUGCGAAGGUCUGCGACAGCAGCCGGCCCAGAGGGCUAGAUAAAGCGGGGCUGCGGCGCCGAAGCCGCCUCCCCGCCAUGGACAGCACCGAGGGCGCCCAGCGCGCGCCCAGCCCAGCGCGCUCGCCCUCGCCCUCGCGCAGCCGCCGCUCGCCGCCCGCGCAGCCCGGGUACUUACCAUCCAUCCAUCCCCGCUCACUCUCCACCCUCGCUCCGUGCCCACCGCCUGGAUCGCCUGGCCCCGGCUCAUCCCUGCGCGCCCUCACCUCAGCCCCUGCCCUGUGCCCGCCGCCCGUACCCCCCCUCCCCGCCCCCGGUGCCCGCGCUCGGUCGCAGUUGUGUUCCGCGGCCAGGCUCACGUUCUCUGUGCGCGGCUUGCGCCUGCUUCCAUCCUGCAGGUCCGAGGGCUUCUGGAGACCUUGGCUUCGAACUCCCGGAGAGAAAUCGGAGCGGGCGGAGCCCCAUGCUACACGGGCGUUGCUCAGCGGCCCUGGAAUGACUGAAGCUUCAGGGAAGCUUUCUCAGUACCAACACCCUGUCAGACUGUUCUGGCCCAAGUCAAAGUGUUACGACUACUUAUAUCAAGAAGCAGAAACUCUUCUGAAAAAUUUCCCAAUUCAAGCUACAAUUUCAUUUUAUGAAGAUUCUGAUAGUGAAGAUGAAAUAGAGGGUCUGGCCUGUGAAAAUCAAUCUAAUUAGUUGCUUCUGUUGACAAUGGAGCUGUGUAGGAUUUGGAUUUUGUGUAUAAAUGUAUCAUAAACUUUUAAAACUAAUUUAUUUGUAUAUAAAUUAUUAAUAAAAUAUUUUGUAAUCACUAUGGUAUUUUGGCUUCUCUUUGUCCCCACACUAGAAUUAAAUGUUGGGAUUUAAGAUAGGCAUCAUGUACAAAUGUCUUGAUUGUGUUAUAAAAAUAUAGGGCUCACCAGGAUAUAUUUGCUCUGUUUAUUAAAUUGCAACUUUAUAUUUAGUUAUAAUUUUUUUAAAGAAAUAAUAGUAUUUUUAAAGACUGGCUCUUGUGAUGUCUGUUGGCUGAUAUUGAUCUCAAUUGGAUAUUUAGUUACAGAUGGUAUCAUUUUGUUAGUGUUAGUAAAGAAAAUUGUGCGAUGCACCUAAAAUCUCAUAUACAUAGUAUAUGUUUGCUAGCUCAUGGUGAAAGUGCUUUAGGUAAUUAUUUAUAGUUGAGUGAGAAAAACAAGUGGGUCUCUUAAAUAUUAAGGACUGUAAUUAAGUACCAAGUAGCUUGACUCUCACUCUAAUAUUUUCCUGUUGUCCUUAAUCUGGUAUUCAGUACUUACUGUACAUUUUGAGGGAUUCCUAUAACUUAACAA